GUGUAGCUGGAGGGGAAAGCGGCCAGUGGGUGGGCUGGGCUGUGGUCCUGCGUUCGGCUUCUUACGCCGUAAAUGACACUAAUAACAAUAUUUAAACCUAAAACACGGAUGCACAAACAUCCCAGAAUGAGUUAGAGGCUGCACUUCGUGUGUGCCAGUGCACUGAAACAUGGGUCGGUGCAGUGUCCACGUCCUUCUGCUGCUCUUGCUGCAGGCCUGGCAGACAUCAGCUGAGGGCUCAGAUGGACAGUUGAUGUGUCUAUGUGAUAGCCCUACAUGCCCCCAAGUCGCCCGCUGCCAAGGGACUCGGUGCUUCUCCUCUGUCAAGGUGGGCAGCAGCGGGGUGGUGUUUGAGCAUGGCUGCCUGAAUGGGCCGGAGAAAAUUCUUUUACAUUGCUCCACAGCUCCUUCCUUCCACCAGGCCAUUUUGUGCUGUUCUGAGUACAUGUGCAAUGGCAACAUCAGCAGGGACUCCCUGAUGUCUCUGCUUCCAACAGAAGAAGAGCCAGCAGGAGAGCCCGUUCGGUAUCGUGUUGAGACCUUAGCCCUCUUCGUACUGGGUCCGGUGGUGGUUCUGGCUCUGCUGUCUGUUGUGUCAGUGCUGGCCUGCAGGAGGCUCCACCGCGGCCGUCUGCAGAGGCUGCAGGAAUUCGACACCGAGCAGGGAGCCAUAGACGGCCUCAUCUCCUCCAAUGUGGGAGACAGCACUUUAGCGGACCUGAUGUCACACUCAUGUACGUCAGGUAGUGGUUCAGGUCUUCCCUUCCUCGUCCAGAGAACUGUGGCCAGGCAGAUCAGUCUGGUGGAGUGUGUAGGCAAGGGAAGGUAUGGAGAGGUGUGGCGGGGUCAGUGGCAGGGGGAGAACGUGGCUGUUAAAAUCUUCUCCUCAAGAGAUGAAAAGUCCUGGUUCAGAGAGACAGAGAUCUACAACACAGUGCUGCUAAGACAUGAAAACAUACUGGGCUUCAUGGCAUCUGACAUGACAUCUCGAAACUCCAGCACCCAGCUAUGGCUCAUCACCCAUUACCAUGAGAAUGGUUCGCUUUAUGACUACUUGCAGCGAGUUGCCGUGGAAACGUCAGAGGGCCUGGCAAUGGCGGCAUCGAUAGCGUGUGGCCUCGUGCACCUGCACACAGAGAUCUUUGGCACAGAGGGGAAACCAGCCAUCGCACACCGGGACCUGAAGAGCAAAAACAUCCUGGUCACAAAGGAGCUACGCUGCUGCAUCGCAGACCUGGGGCUGGCUGUGACCCACUUCCAGGCAGAUAACCUGCUGGACGUGGGCAACAAUCCAAAGGUUGGCACCAAGCGCUACAUGGCACCUGAAGUGCUGGAUGAGACCAUUCAGACAGACUGCUUCGAUGCUUACAAGAGAGUGGACAUCUGGGCCUUUGGACUGGUGCUGUGGGAGAUAGCGAGACGCACAUACAGCAACGGUAUUGUUGAGGAGUACAAGCCGCCGUUCUACGAUCAGGUGCCAAACGACCCAAGCUUUGAGGAUAUGAGGAAGGUGGUGUGUGUGGAGCAGCAGAGGCCUUUCAUUCCCAAUCGUUGGUUUUCUGAUCCUACUCUCUCUGCCCUGGUAAAACUGAUGAAGGAGUGUUGGUACCAGAAUCCCUCAGCCAGGCUUACGGCACUGCGCAUCAAGAAGACCCUGGACAAGAUUCACAGCUCUCUGGAGAAGGGUAAGGAGUCGUGAGAGGGAGCGGAGCUUCAGGGGCAGCUGUCUGAUGUCAGGGAUCGGCUUAGAGAAGAGCCAUGUGUUUGUUAAAGGAGAAAGGGCGAUAAUGGGGACGGACAGAGGACCAGAGGAAAAGAGUUGUUCAAGUGUCAUCCAGCCUCAUCCUUCUCUUGCUCUCUCACUUUCUCUUCCUUUCUCUGUGGUUGCCUUCCCCCGACAUCCCUCUCUCGACUUGAAGCCCACAUAGACAUUUGGCCUUGUCUGGUCUGAACAAGACAGCCUUUGCUACGGGACACAAACCUGUUGCCAAUGUGUUCGCACUGACCUGAACUUUGGACUGUUCCUGAGUGUGAAGAACAUGGAUGGCAUAUUGUAGUACCCCAUCCCAAUGCUUUAACGGCCAUCUAUGACUGCCUUGGGUUUGGCCUACACUCUCUCUCACACACACACACACACACACACACACUCACACUCCCACUGAGUAUCUUACAAUUCAAUCUCUGAUCCUCAGUCAGUGGUUUUGAUGUGGUUGUGGCAUUCUGUUCAGAGACAAUCGGAAAUGUCCCUCAUUUAGCUUUAUCAGAACAUGUUGACUAUCGCCACAACCACGCACACAGUACAAACUACAAACCACACAAAUACAUUCACUUACAAAAGGAAAAGAGCCAAUAGAAACAAUUGUUUUUAAACUUUUUAAAUAUAGUAUGAUAUUUAUGUAUUAAAUCUCCACUGCUACCACACUGAGGAUACAUAGGACUGAUAUAUGAUGGCGUUUGAAACGGACUGUAUACAUAUAUAGGCAUUGACUCUACUGGACUUUCUGUACCCUCAUUGUCACUAUCGGAGCUUGUAGGAAACGAUGUGUUGAGAAAUAGUGGAAAAGGUAGGAAAAUGAUUCCCGCUGAGUCUGUUUUGUCGUAUGGAAAAGACAGGACAAAACACUACAGAUAUUACAUGUUUAUAAUGGUGGUUCUUGGAGUACACACACGCAGAAAGCACCUGCCAAUAGGAAUUAGUCUGUAUCGUAUAAUAAAAAUACGAAAUUAACUGAUCCUCUCUGCCUGGCAUACUUCACAAACUCACUGUGGAUCUAAAAACAUCUUCUGUGCAAGCAGAGAGGAGUCAAAGAAGACCAGUUUGUGGCAGAACUGACUUUUUGUCAGAAUACUGGAGGUGAAGUCUUUU
Messenger RNA from Xiphias gladius (swordfish), 2866 nucleotides. It is a transcript of the gene acvr1l, whose product is annotated as activin A receptor, type 1 like. The coding region runs from base 170 to 1699 and encodes 509 amino acids. The record is from RefSeq and is a predicted model, not a curated record. Gene Ontology annotation, molecular function: SMAD binding; ATP binding; transforming growth factor beta receptor activity, type I. Lineage: Eukaryota; Metazoa; Chordata; Actinopteri; Istiophoriformes; Xiphiidae. Gene Ontology annotation, biological process: heart development; transforming growth factor beta receptor signaling pathway; cellular response to growth factor stimulus. Gene Ontology annotation, cellular component: BMP receptor complex; plasma membrane. The transcript is spliced from 10 exons.